GUAUUCUCGCGAUACUCUUUUCUUUUGUGUUGAGAGGAGCGUGUCCAGUCAAGCUCCAGGUUUUAAACGUCGUGUGUGAAGCAGCCGAACCACCGGCCAAACCUGAACUGAACCUGUCCACAGCUGUGGACUCAUUCUACUUUACCUGUGCCUCUUGUUCAGACAUAAUAAAACUACCCAACCUGUUUCCAUGGCAGUUAGACGAGGACACAUCAGGUACCUGAAGGUGUGUGAGGUCCAGCCGACUCAGGGUGAAGUCAGAGACGCUCAGAUUUCCUCCAAAGGAGCAGCUGUGAAGGAGCUGUACGAUAACGGCUUCUCAGAGACUAUGAUGGAGGAGGACGACGACUCUCGGACCAACCUGAUCGUGAACUACCUGCCGCAGAGCAUGAGUCAGGACGAGCUGCGCAGCCUCUUCAGCAGCGUCGGAGAGGUGGAGUCGGCCAAACUGAUCCGCGACAAAGUGGCAGGCCACAGUUUAGGUUACGGCUUUGUUAACUUUGUUAACCAUAGUGAUGCAGAGAGGGCUAUCAGUACCCUCAAUGGCCUGAGGCUACAGUCUAAAACUAUCAAGGUCUCUUUUGCCCGCCCAAGUUCAGACACGAUCAAAGAUGCGAACCUUUACAUAAGCGGUCUUCCUAGAACACUGAGUCAGCAAGACCUGGAGGACAUGUUUUCCUCGUUUGGACGCAUCAUCAACUCCAGAGUGCUGGUGGACCAGGCCUCAGGUCUCUCUCGGGGUGUGGCCUUCAUUCGUUAUGAUAAGAGGUCGGAGGCCGAGGAUGCAGUUAAACACCUGAAUGGACACGUGCCGCCCGGCGGCUCUGAGCCAAUCACUGUGAAGUUUGCUGCUAACCCCAAUCAGGGCAGGAACUCCAUGGUGAUGUCACAGCCAUACCAAGGUCAAUCACGGCGCUUUGGGGGUCCAGUCCAUCAUCAAGCACAGAGGUUCAGGUUUUCUCCAAUGACUGCUGACCACAUGGGUACAGGGGGUGGAGCCUCUGGGAGCCCGUCCUCCGGUUGGUGCCUGUUCAUCUAUAACCUGGGCCAGGAUGCCGACGAGGGAAUGCUGUGGCAGAUGUUUGGGCCGUUCGGCGCCGUCGUCAACGUAAAAGUGAUCCGUGAUUUCAACACCAACAAGUGCAAGGGUUUCGGUUUUGUUACCAUGGCGAACUACGAGGAGGCCGCCAUGGCCAUCCACAGCCUGAAUGGGUACCAGCUGGGAGACAAAGUCCUGCAGGUGUCCUUCAAGACCAACAAGGGACACAAGUAACCAGUCUACUGCAUUGGGUGGACAGGGCUAAGGAUCACAUGUUGUAGUUUUCCUUUUAGUUUUUUUAUUAGCAUGCACAGCUUUUUAUUUUUGAGGUGAAACUCGAUCCGACACAAUUCUCUGAACUUUCCUACAUCUGUCCUCAAAUUGGACCUGCAGGACAUUUGGAUCUGAAGGGUAUUUGGUCCUACAGGCUGAUUGGACCUGAGAUGUAUCGCUCCUGCACACUGAUGGGCGACUGCUAGCCUGAAACCAGAAGUAUUCUGCAGAGAUGGUUGGAGUUUCAGCCCCCAGGGUUCUGUUUGUUUUUUUCUUCUUUUUUUAGAACGUGACAGUCCAUUUUUAUGUGAAAACGUUUCCACCCCGCAGAAUUGAGCAAUCGGUAAAUCAAUCAUUAAAUGUCAUCUGAUGUGUUCUAGUGGCUGAAGGUUAAUAAAACUGCAUCUGAGCUGAGAGAGAUUUGAGGAGAUUCCUUCAGGUCAGCUGUCAGUGGAAAAAAAAUUGUCUCUUUGUAGAAAAACGAGCAGAACAGGUGGAAGACAUGCAGUAAUUUUACUUUUGUUAACGUUUUAUUUUUCAUCCUCAGUGUGAUAUUGAUUUUAAUAAUAAAUCCGUUCAUGUAAAACA
Girardinichthys multiradiatus is the source of this 1900-nucleotide messenger RNA. RefSeq names its product ELAV-like protein 1. Bases 191 to 1273 code for a protein of 360 amino acids. The record is from RefSeq and is a predicted model, not a curated record. Gene Ontology annotation, molecular function: RNA binding. Gene Ontology annotation, cellular component: ribonucleoprotein complex. Lineage: Eukaryota; Metazoa; Chordata; Actinopteri; Cyprinodontiformes; Goodeidae. The transcript has 8 exons.